This is a messenger RNA of Kogia breviceps (pygmy sperm whale), 2814 nucleotides long. It is a transcript of the gene USP26, whose product is annotated as ubiquitin specific peptidase 26. Gene Ontology annotation, molecular function: cysteine-type deubiquitinase activity. The transcript has a single exon. Bases 1 to 2814 code for a protein of 937 amino acids. Gene Ontology annotation, biological process: protein deubiquitination; G1/S transition of mitotic cell cycle. NCBI's taxonomy places the organism in Eukaryota, Metazoa, Chordata, Mammalia, Artiodactyla, Physeteridae. Gene Ontology annotation, cellular component: nucleus; cytosol. The record is from RefSeq and is a predicted model, not a curated record.
AUGGCUGCCCUAAUGGUACAUGGUUUUGUCCAAAUAUACAGUAGGAAGACUCGGAUGUCUGAAGUGAAAGAAGCAUUCAUUGAAAUAGUGGAAAAAAAGAGGAAAGUUAUAUUGGUUGUCUAUUUCAGUACUGGAGAAUACAGAACUUUUCAGCUAAGUAAUAAUGUCAGAAACAUAGUCCUUAGACUCUGUGGAGAAGACCAAAAUUUUCUGCAUUUAAUUUUCCAGACGAAUGCCUUCUUGUCUAUUGAAAGAUUAUCCUCCAGAGAUGCCCAAAAUUUGAAGAUAUUCCUGGAUAGAGUCCAUCAAAAUCAUCUUCAACCACCCGUAAGACCUGAUAGGGAUGGGAGUAUCUUUGCCAUUACAAGAACACAGAAGGCAGGUGGCAAAAAUGCAUCUCACAAAAUAUGUAAGACCUCAAGUAAGAUGUCAAGUAAAAUAUGUAAGAUGUCUUUUGGGAGAAAAAGAAAUGAAACACCUGAUGAUAAGGAGAUGCCUUUGUUUGCAUCACAAUUGUCAACAUUAACCUGCGAAGAGUUAUUAGAAAAUGGAUAUGGGAAGAGGGAAAGGAGGCCAUCAUCUGGCUCAGAGAUGAAUAAGAAUUUCCUGCAAGAGAAUACCUCUCUGAAGAACAGGAUAUCAAAGAUGAACCCCUUGAGAUAUGUAAGCCACAAUGAGAAGGGAGAAUUAAGGUUUAAAAGGUUAAAAAAGAAUAAUAAAUUGGAACUUGGAGCUUCAUUAAAUAUCAAUUCUAAUGGAACUCCUUACCUAGAUGUCACUGAUCUUCUCCAAAGAGUGUCUGAGAAAAUAUAUUUAGCACUUCUGUCAGAAUCAAAGUAUGUUGAAGAUGACCCAGAGUGGGGCAAACUCAAGAUGAUCUUUGACUUUUACCCCCAGAAACUAUGGCAAGGCCUCCCCAAUUUGGGGAACAGCUGUUAUAUGAAUGCCGUUUUACAGUCCUUAUUUUCGAUUCCAUCGUUUGCUGAUGAUUUACUCAAUCAGGGCUUCUCAUGGGGUAAAAUGCCCCCUUAUGCACUUAGCAUAUACUUGGCACAGCUGCUUAUUCUGAAAGAUAUUUAUAACAUAAAAAUCAAGGAGAAGUUACUUGUGAAUAUUAAAAAUGCCAUUUCAGCAGUUGCAGAGGUAUUCGCUGGCCACAUGCAGAAUGAUGCAUAUGAGUUUCUAGGUCACUGUUUAGAUCAGAUGAAAGAAAACACAGGAAAAUUUAACGCCGUUUGUAAGACUGAAAGUGACUCUGCUGAAGGAAAUUCACCUCAACAGGCUUCGGCUGGUAGAGCUGACACCACGGUUCCUGUUUGCCCUGUCGCCAGUAAUUUUGAUUUCGAGUUGCUGCGCUCAAUUAUUUGCAAAGCUUGUGGGCACAUUGUUCUUAAGAAGGAAGUUGAGGAUACUCUCUCUAUUAAUCUUCCCCAGGGAGCACAAGCACUUCCCUUGUCUAUUCAGUCUAGUUUUGAUCUUUUCUUUGAAGCAGAAGAGCUUGAGUAUAAAUGUGAGAAGUGUAAACACAGGAGCUCUACUGCAGUGCAUAAUUUCAGUAGGCUACCCAGGGUCCUUAUUGUUCAUCUGAAACGCUAUAAAUUUAAUGAGUUUGGGUCCUUAAGGAAGGAUGACCGAGAAGUCAUUAUUUCCAAAUAUUUAAAGUUAUCUUCCCGUUGCAAUGAAACUACCAAACCGCCGCUUCCCUUAAGCAAGAAUGCACCUAUUAGGGAUUUCCAAGUCUUGAAAGUCUUUCAAAAGUUCAAUUCGAAAACCAUCAGUUCACUGACAGAUUCAACAAAGCAGACCUCAGAAUCCAAGGAUUCUUUGGCUCCACACAUUAGAUCAGACAAAGAGUCUGAACCACAAGAAUGCCAGACUCUUCAUACAGCUUCAAGCAGAAAGGAGCAGCAAGAAGACCUGGGAAAAUAUUCUAAACUAAAUAUAAUAGAGUCCACAUUGGUAAACUCAGGACAUGGAGCAGCCAUUGCAAGAGAGCUAUUAGCAGUAGGCUUAAUGAUGAAUCUGGAAGACAGCUCUCUUUCUCUGAACGGUACACCUGCCAGCAGCCCAGAUACAUAUCACAAAGUGCCUGGAAUUCCAAAGCUAAAGAAAAACAAGAAAACCAACACGUCUGCAGAUUUUAAGAGCGUGGCUGAGACCACCAAAGAAUUUUGUAACGAUAAAAAAAACAGAAUUUCAGAAGAAUCUUGCCAAGUGCCUGAAGAGACCCAGCAGUGUGGCGCGAUAAGACUCUGUGAACAAGACCUUUGCCUAGUGCUAAUUCGAAGGUUUCCACCACCUAACACCCAGUGGCACACAGAGAAAUGCAAAAGGCACACAGAAUUAAGUUUCCAGGGAGCCAAGGUGAAUUCCCUAGGUGCAUUGGGUUCCAAUAAAGACCCUGGAAACAACGGCUCUUCACACGUGGAGGAAGCUUCACACGUGGAAGAAGCUUCACAUGUGGAAGAAGCUUCAGCCAAGAAACCAAACAGAGAAGCCAAGAUGGGAGACAGUCAUGACUAUCGGCUCAUUGGUGUUAUCAGCCAUCUUGGAAAAACACUUGGCUCUGGCCACUAUGUCAGCGAUGCCUACAGCUUUGAGAGGCAAGAGUGGCUCACUUACAGUGAUCUGCAGUUAUCAAGUAUCCAAGAGGCCCCAAUGCAGGAGGCUAGGCUUUGCACCGGGUACAUCUUCUUUUACAUGCACAAUGAGAUCUUUGAAGAGCUGUUGGAAAGGAAAGAGAACUCCCAGCCUCAUAGCACAGAGGAAGGAGUAGGAAAAGAAGUAGACCCUGGCUCACAUACAUCUCCUUAA